Pristis pectinata (smalltooth sawfish) is the source of this 1841-nucleotide messenger RNA. It is a transcript of the gene snrpc, whose product is annotated as small nuclear ribonucleoprotein polypeptide C. Gene Ontology annotation, cellular component: nucleus; U1 snRNP. The record is from RefSeq and is a predicted model, not a curated record. Lineage: Eukaryota; Metazoa; Chordata; Chondrichthyes; Rhinopristiformes; Pristidae. Gene Ontology annotation, molecular function: zinc ion binding; pre-mRNA 5'-splice site binding. The coding region runs from base 652 to 1137 and encodes 161 amino acids. The transcript has a single exon. Gene Ontology annotation, biological process: mRNA splicing, via spliceosome; spliceosomal snRNP assembly; mRNA 5'-splice site recognition.
GCACGAUUGCUGCUCGACCCGCUAAGUUCCUCCGAUAAAAUGGAGACACAAGAGACAGCAGAUGCUGAAAUCUGGAGCGACACACAAAGGCGCUGGAGCACCACGAAAGUGGGUCAGGCUGCAGCUAUGGAGGAAAGUGGACAGUCGACGUCGAGACCCUUCCAACAACUUGGUUAUGGCUCCAGAUUCCAGCAUCUUAUGUCUCCUCCAGCAGAUUGUUUGUUGCAAUGAAUAGGAGCAACAUACGUGUUUAUAAGGGCGAUAUUUCCAAUGAAAAGACACAUUUCCAGCAACUUCUGAAAUACUGUAAACACAGCAAAUCAGGCAGCAUUUGUAGAGAGAAAAUGUUAACGUUUCGGGUCGAAGACGCUCAAAUAUUAACUCCAUUUCUCUUUCCGCAGAGGUUACUUGACCUGCUGCGUGUUCCAGCGUUUAACGUUUGUAGCUCGUAUUUUCAGCAUCUGCAAUAUUAUCCCCAGCAACUUUUGUUUUAAUUGCGGCAUCGUCACGUGACCAGAGGCGUGUGUGCGGCGCGGGCUCCCAUAUCGUUGAGGUCUAAGGUACUGCGCAUGGCUGUCUCUGGGCCAUCACGUGAGUGGUGACGCGGCGCGCCGUUGGAGACGCACAGCCGAGGCCCAGCGAGGAGACAAGAUGCCGAAGUAUUACUGCGAUUACUGCGACACCUACCUCACCCACGACUCCCCGUCCGUCCGCAAAACGCACUGCGAGGGCCGCAAGCACAAGGAGAACGUCAAGGACUACUAUCAGAAAUGGAUGGAGGAGCAGGCCCAGAGCCUCAUCGAUAAGACCACGGCCGCCUUCCGCCAGGGCAAGAUCCCGCCCACCGCUCCUUUCCCGGCGCCGGCCGGGCCGCCUCCAGCCGGGGCCGCCAUCCCGCCGCCUCCUGGCAACGUGGGCGUGCCGCCGCCGCGGCCCGCCAUCCUACCCGGGCCGCCGAUGGGAGGGCCGCCGAUGAUGCCGAUGAUGGGCCCCGCGCCUCCUGGGAUGAUGUUGGUGGGCCCGGGAAUGAGACCGCCCAUCGGCGGCCCCGUGCCCAUGAUGCCGGGCCCGAUGAUGGGGCCUCACCGGCCCAUGAUGGUGCCUUCCAGACCUGGAUUAAUACGGUCAACCAGAUAAGUAAAGGCUGGAAGCAGGACGUUACCCAGUGCAGCGUUUCAUACCACCGAAUCAAAGACAGUCGGACGGCAGCGCCGCCAGUUCAAGAUCAGUUUUAUAACACUUUUUUGUUAUGAGUCUGAGCAGGUCCCAUACCUAUCGCCAUCUUUAUUAAACAACCAAAGUGCAGCCAAUGUGAGCGGAUUUCCAAUUUGCAAAUCUGAAUAAUCGUUUAACAUGUACUGUCCAGUUCAGAGAUUUACUGAAUCUGACUCAGUUAGCAGGAAACGGCUGGCUUGCGUGUUACUUUUCUGGCUGUACAAUUGUUUUUUUUCUCCGGUGUAUUAGACAGUUUAAAAGACAGAUUCUAAUUGUCCAUUUUUUGCCACAUCCUGUGCCACGUCUUUUUUUGGCCGAAAAAUAAAGAUGUAUGGUUGAAAAUUCUUGUACUUUUGUGGGGUCUGAAGUUUGUUACACAGAAUUGAAGAUUCCAAAAUCCACUGAAAGUGGUUGACCCAACUGUGUAAAGGUGAUUAGUCAAAAUAUUAACAUGCAUAUCUUGUUUUUGUUUGAAUUUGCCUUUUAAGCAGAUGAAUCAACUCACUGAAAAACUUUACUUGAAAGUGCACUGUUAUGACAAUUGGUUAUACUUUGUUUUGCUAUCUUUAAUAUUGGGAAUAUUGAUAAUUUUUUAGUUUUUAAUAAACAUCCUUUGGUUGACCUAA